This is a messenger RNA of Camponotus floridanus (Florida carpenter ant), 1235 nucleotides long. RefSeq names its product mediator of RNA polymerase II transcription subunit 18 (gene MED18). Gene Ontology annotation, biological process: regulation of transcription by RNA polymerase II; termination of RNA polymerase II transcription. The record is from RefSeq and is a predicted model, not a curated record. Lineage: Eukaryota; Metazoa; Arthropoda; Insecta; Hymenoptera; Formicidae. Gene Ontology annotation, molecular function: transcription coregulator activity. Gene Ontology annotation, cellular component: core mediator complex; mediator complex.
UCACCUCAUUUUCAAACAUCAUCUCUCCACCUUGUUAGAUACAAUUUGAUCUCCAUAUCAUAGUUCACAUAUGCAUAAUUGAAUGACAAAUAUAAAAUAAUAACAAAGUGUAGAAAAAAGAUUGUAGAGAAAACAUCAUGUUAUAUCUCAGAAAUUUAAACAGAAAUUUAAAAAUUAGAAGAAAAAGGGCUUAUUAAGGUUAUACGAAAAAUAUAAGCACAAUCUAUCAAGAAUUAUAUAGAAAAAUUUGAGUGUAUUAUAAAUAAUAUAUAAAAAGAAAAAAGCUUAUCCUUCAAGAGUUUUUACUGCUCGUGGAAAUUCACACAAACCAGCAUGACUGCUCCAAUCAGCACUGCCAUGGAUAGUUUGAGCGCUGCUCUAAAAUCUAACAUAAUCCCAAAUCAAGAAUAUCUGCUGCAGGGAUCAGUAUUGGACACCUCAGUCGAAGUACUAUUGCAUAGACUUCGUGGUUUAUGCGAUAAUGUGGAUACUGGACCAGAGCCCUUUUAUGAUCAUGAGAUGUGUUUUAGCAUUCGAAGAGGCUCACCACAGGAACAACCUCUGCUACUGCGAGUUCGACGUGCUCUAGAUGCAAUCCACUCAGAUAUGCCAUGGCAAUUGCGUUAUAUUGGCCAACCUGAACUGGGUGACAAAUCUAGACCAACAGUUGUACGUAGUAGCAUUGAUAUUGCUACUAGCAACACUGUGGUAGAGUUUCUUACUGAAUUGGGUUGCAAACUGGAUUUUGAAUAUGUCACUCGCGGUUACAUGUUCCGUAAAGGCCGAAUGAAAAUCACAGUGUCAAAGAUCUUCAAGGUCAAUCAAGGCAAGGUGCCAGAAGGUGUGCCAGAAAUGAUAUCGCAAAGUUAUUUAGUCGAACUGAGUGUAUUGGCUCCCAGUGGACAGGACGCCAUAGCAGAGGAUAUGAGAAUAUUUGCUGAACAGCUGCGACCUUUGGUGCAAUUGGAAAAGAUAGAUUAUAAGAGACUGGUCCAUUAGGAUUUUCUAAUAUAAUUCAUAAUUUGAGAGCUAACGUAAUGUAUUAAAAAUUGACUAAAUUACUCUUGUGAUUAGAUAAGAAAAUGGCAAAGAAAAUUCUUAAAAAAUUUUAGGAUAGAACAUUUUAUAGUAUAUUUAAUAGCAUGUGUAAUCUUCAACUUAACAUGAGAGAUUUAUCUUACAUAAGCUGUGUAGUAUUAAUAUAAGAAUAGUGGAUAUUGUUUAAAUGAAUAUCU